Leucoraja erinaceus (little skate) is the source of this 714-nucleotide messenger RNA. Its product is annotated as cadherin-related family member 3-like. Lineage: Eukaryota; Metazoa; Chordata; Chondrichthyes; Rajiformes; Rajidae. Gene Ontology annotation, cellular component: membrane. The coding region runs from base 1 to 714 and encodes 237 amino acids. Gene Ontology annotation, molecular function: calcium ion binding. Gene Ontology annotation, biological process: homophilic cell-cell adhesion. The record is from RefSeq and is a predicted model, not a curated record. The transcript has 6 exons.
AUGAAGAACUAUAUGAUUCAGAAAGAGAGAGUUGGGCAAAAGAACGAAAAGUGGUAUUCUGUGGAGAUUACUGAGAAUGUUGCUGUCGGCACCCACAUUUACACUAUCCGUGCUCAAGAUGAUGAUAGUGGAGAUGCUCUGACCUACGUGAUUGAAAGCAAGGAUACGUUUCCAACUAAUUGUGAAAAUGUUUACAGAAUUGAUCAAGCAUCGGGUGCUGUCUUUAUUGCUUCCUCACUAGACUAUGAUGCGGGUUAUCAUACGUGCCGGCUCGCUAUUGAAGUUGAAGACAAAGGAAAGCUCUCCUGCCGAGGAGCCCUCACUGUCAACAUUCAAGACCUGAAUGAUGAACCACCAGUGUUUAAAAAAUUUCCUAAAGAUACCAUCGACGUUUCCGAAAACGAACCUGUUGGAACAAUCAUUGCAACCAUUGAAGCCACUGACAGGGAUGAUGGCAAUAUGGUCACUUACAAGCUUGCAACACCAGUGGACAGAUUUAAUCUGAAUGAAAAUUCUGGAGAUAUAAGGCUGGUGAAACCUUUGGACUUUGAAAACCCUGAUCUGAGGAAGGAUCACCUGUACUUGUUAUCUAUAUUGGCUUCAGAUGAUGAUCUCAAGCACACCUCCACUUACACCCUGACAAUCCUUGUUAUCGAUGUGGAUGAAGCCCCAAUCUGUGAUCCUGCAUUCACACAAGGAGCUGGUGAAUUAUGA